GAAGCCGUAUUCUGAGGAAGUAGUGGUUGGUGUCAUGGGGUUCUUUCCGUUUAAAAAAAAUGGUAAAUGUUCAUAAUAAAUAUGAACAUUUAUAUAAAUAUAAUAUAAAUAGAAGUCUAAAAUGAUUUUCGAAAUCCCAUUUAGAAGAAUACGCACACCAGCAUUACCUCUGUAAACUAAAGCGUUUAAUUUGGUAAGAAAUAUGUCUACGUAUCUAUAUUACUUCCGUUCAUUUCUAAUAAUGUACAGUUUGCUACUGGCUGGUUUAACUUUUAGGGACAUAUGACACUCGGAGCCAAAUGUAAUCAUUUCAAUAACGACCCGCGAGCCGCUGCAGCCACGUCGUGUCCGAGUAUGCGGAGGUGACCGCGCGCGACCGCUCCCCGCCAGGACUCAUGGCACGGCUCAGUUUCUCCUGCCUCCUGCCGGCUUCCUGGCACUUCAGCGUGUCCCUCUUCUCCCUCGGAGUCUCACUCCGGCAGUGCCUCCUCUUCCUGGCCUGCUUCCUGCUCGUCUUCCUGGCCAUGCUGCACAUGGAGCACUGGAGAUCUGGGCACCGAGCGGGCCAGCACGACAAGUACCUGUCCAUAGUUGAGACUAUGGAGGCCACCGAUGUCGCUAAUCCCAGUCUGAAUUUUGGGGUGGUGGUGGACUGUGGCAGCAGUGGCUCACGGGUCUUUGUCUAUUACUGGCCCCCCCACAAUGGAAACCCUCACUCACUACUUGACAUCCGGCAGAUGAGAGACCACAGCCGGACCCCUGUGGUCAAGAAAAUCAAGCCAGGUAUAUCAACACUGGCCCUCACCCCUGACAAAGCCAGUGACUACCUCCAACCUCUCCUGAGCUUUGCAGCUGGACACAUCCCCAGAAAGAAGCACAAGGAAACUCCUCUCUAUAUUCUUUGCACAGCUGGCAUGAGGAUGCUUCCUGAGAGGAAAGACCAUUCCUGGCACUGUUUCCCAGCCCACAAGUUCUCAUUGAGCCAGCAGGAGGCGAUCCUCGAGGACCUGAUCACCGAUGUACCAGUUGCAUUUGAUUUCCUGUUUUCAAGCUCACAUGCAGAGGUCAUCUCUGGGAAACAAGAAGGGGUGUAUGCAUGGAUUGGUAUUAACUUUGUGCUUGGCCGCUUUGACCAUGCAGAAGAGGGAGAGGAUGCUGUGGUUAAAGUGUCACCAGGAACCCAAAACCAGCAACCAAUCAGCCGGAAGCGCACAGUAGGCAUAAUUGACAUGGGUGGGGCCUCUCUGCAGAUAGCUUACGAGGUGCCCAGUGCGAUCACCUUUACUUCACCUGAGCAGGAGGAGGCUGCAAAGAGUCUGCUGGCUGAGUUCAACCUGGGCUGUGAUGUUGAACACACUCAGCAUGUCUACCGUGUCUAUGUCACCACAUUCUUGGGCUUUGGAGGGAAUAUGGCUAGGCAACGCUACGAGGACCUCCUGGUCAACAGCAGCUACUCCAGGAGCAGGCUUACGGGAGAUCAGACUGGGAUGAGUGUGUCCACGCCAUAUCCAGAGCCCUGCCUGCCAGUGGGGCUGACUGACUCUGUGCAUAGGGGUGGGCAGACAGUGUUCCUGCGAGGUCAUGGAGACUGGCUUAAGUGCCAGGAGGUUGUAAGGCCUUUCUUGGAGGAGUCCAAUAACAACAUCUCCCUUGCGGGGGUGUAUCAGGCUCCCAUCGACUUCCACAACAGCGAGUUUUAUGGCUUCUCAGAGUUCUACUACUGCACAGAAGAUUUACUGCGCAUCGGUGGACUCUAUGACAGCACCAAGUACACCAGGGCUGCUACGGAUUACUGUGCCACCAAGUGGUCAAUCUUAAAACAGAGAUUUAAAAGCAGCCUCUACGCCCCACAGGCUGACCUCUCCAGACUGAAGUACCAGUGCUUUAAGUCUGCGUGGAUGUAUGAGGUGCUACACUCCGGUUUUAAAUUCCCCAAGGAUUACACCAGCCUGAAGACUGCACAGCUGGUCUACGACAAAGAGGUGCAGUGGACCCUAGGAGCUAUUCUCUUUAAAACACGAUUCCUGCCUCUCAGGGACCUGCAGCAGGAGGCGUUCCGGCCAAGUCAUUCCAGCUGGCUACGCUUCUCCUUUGUUUACAACCAUUACCUGUUUUUCGCUUGCAUCCUGGUGGUGCUGCUGGCCAUCUUCCUCUACAUCCUGCGUCUGCGGCGCAUCCACCAGCGAGAGCUGCGGCAGGCCGAGACUCUGGACCUGCUGUGGGUGGAGGAAGGGGAGCCUCUGACUGGCUGAGGAACCAGGGCACAAGGGGUCAUGUCUUCUUAGGAGAGAGCAGCCCAGCACUGGCUCCCUGAGCUGGCACUGCUUUGACAGGACUGUGGCCAUCUGCUGAAUAUGAUAUAAACGGAGUGGCCUCGUUGGAACAGGACGGGGGCAAUGCACACAUUUGGAAAAUAAUCCAGAAGCGAUGAAUGCCAAAUACUGAAUUUAUUGAUUCCAACUGCAGACAUAGGGAUCUCUGGUUGCACAAAGACUUAGAUUUCUUUGUACCUCCUAGAGAAGGACAGAACCAUUUGUUUUGUCCACUCUUUUACCUGCUGUUGUACAGGUGAUAAACAAAAUUCAGUUUAUUAGAUUUUAGUAGAGAUUCAUCACAGAAUAACACCCAAUAUAUUUAUAUGAAUUAUUUUUUUGAAAAAUUAUUAAUAUGAAGAAAUCAAUGUUUCAGGCAAACGAGGGAGAUCACAUUUUUCGAAUCCAAUGUGAAUUUUAAAGACUGUCUUUCAGUGCAGUUUUAUUUCAGAUGUCAACUUCUGAACACAUGACAUUGUUUCCGUUUUAUCCUUGCAGGCUUCUUUGACACCAUUCAGAUGUUUUUUUUUCUGGUCAUUACUGUUUGAUUAUUUAAAAUGUAAAUUAUGUUCUCAUGUGUUGUCCUGCACGUAGUUGACACUUGUAAAAUGUACAGUAUUUUUUAAUUCAAGGACCAAAGCCUGUGUGCAGUGAUACAAUGUAACUGGCACAGUAAAGAAAGUGCAGCUCAGCCUAGAAAGCACUGUGUACUGUGAACUGUAGCGAAUGCAAGAAUGCACAGCUUAACUGGCAGGGUUUGUAAGACAAGGAUUGAUCCUAUGUCAUGUCUUAUGAUCAGGAUGUUUACUGAUUAAAAUAAAAAAAAUUCUCAUUUG
Lepisosteus oculatus (spotted gar) is the source of this 3148-nucleotide messenger RNA. Its product is annotated as ectonucleoside triphosphate diphosphohydrolase 7. The record is from RefSeq and is a predicted model, not a curated record. Gene Ontology annotation, cellular component: Golgi apparatus. Gene Ontology annotation, biological process: UDP catabolic process. NCBI's taxonomy places the organism in Eukaryota, Metazoa, Chordata, Actinopteri, Semionotiformes, Lepisosteidae. Gene Ontology annotation, molecular function: GDP phosphatase activity; UDP phosphatase activity.